AUGCACAAAUGCCAAGUGGACCUGGAGGAAUCAAGACAGAAGAACAAAAGACAAACAGAGAAAAUAAAACUUUUAGAAGCGAGAACUGAAGAAUUUAGAAAUGAAAUAAGCGAAUUAAUCAAAGUCAAAGAAAGACUAACAGAACAAAACGGGUUUUUUGAAAAAUCUUACGAGAAAAAGAAACAGGAAAACCACGAACUUUCAAAGAAGUUAAACCAAGCAGAAACGCAAAUAGGUGAUUGUGAUAGUGUUCUGAACACAGUUCGCAAUUUGGAGUCAAAAAACGAGAUUUUGCGCGAUAGAAUGUCGAGCGUUUUGUUAAGUACUGAAGAAGAAGUAGCCAAAGUAAGAACGGAGCAAGAACGUUACACCAAACUGAUAGCAGAAACGAGUGAGCUUAAUAAGCAAAAUACAAAAAUACAUAGCGAAGUUUCUAAAGCAAAAAAAACCGAGCAACAGCAUCUUGUUGAAGCAAAGCAAUUCGUUGAGACGUCAGAGCAAUUAUGUCAAGAAAUUUCAAAAACUCUGGAAGAAAUAUGUCAAUCCAAACAAAAGUUUGUAAACCAUGAUGAACAAGUAAAAGAUUCAUGGCAAAAGUGCAAUUUACUGCAAAAAGAAAACAACGAUCUUUGCCAAAAAAUAGAGAGUUUAGAAAAGGAGCUGACAGAACAGAGAGACGAAAACGUUAGCUUGAAAGAAUACGUUGCUAAAUUGGAAGAAGAAAAAGUUGAAUUCGAAAAUGAAAUUGAAUUAUUGCAAAUUACCUUACAAGAAAAAGAUGAAAUGAGUAACAACAAAACCUUGCAAGAAGCCGAAAAAAAGAAAGCGUACGAAGAUUUAGAGCAGCAACUCAAAGUUCUUGUAAAAAAUUACGGUGAGGCAACAGAACAGCUAAGCCUGCUCAAGGAGAGUGUAAACGAAAGCAAAAACCUGCUCAAGGCAAACAUUGAGAAGGAGGAAAACGAAGAUUUGAAAGAACUUCGCGAAAAGGAAGAUGAAAAGAUCGAUCAGGAAAAGUUUGAAUUGUUUGUUGAUAUACAAAAGAUACUGCAGCAAUCUGAUAUCAGAGACGAGGAAUUAUCGAGUUUGGAAAGUAUCGUAGGAAUUGACUAUGAUGUAAACAAAAGCAAUCGCGGAAGUUUAUCGGGCAUGGGAUCCUGCCUACGCAGUCUUUUUGCAAUCAAAGAUAAACAACUGAACGAUUUAGUUGUGCAGCGUGACACGCUAAGUCAGGAGUUAACGGAACUGAAGAGGUCGGAAUAUCGUCUGUCGUACCAAAUGAGCGAGUUGAAAAAAGAAAACGAUUUGACUCUAGUGAAGAUGGAGUCAUGUCAAGAAAAAUAUCAAAAAACAAAGGAAGAAAAGGAGGAAAUGCGACAAAAUCUUUUAAAGAAGAACGCAGCGGACAAGAUUACUCAGUCCUACAUUGAGAAGUUAAAGCUUGAGAAUGAAAAGUGUAAAGCUGACAUAGAGUCGCUGGAAUUGAAGCUAAAACAAGAAGUUCAAGCAGUAAAAGAAGAAUUGCACGAAAGGAUUGCAAAGAAGGACGCUUCGAUGGAAACACUCCAUGAAAAAAUCGCCUUGUGUCAACAUGAGCGUGACGCCCUAAAACAACAACUGAGCUCUCGCCAAAAGAGAGAUGAUGCAAUCAAAGAACAAAUUUUUUUGUUAUUUGAAAACUGA
Messenger RNA from Xenia sp. Carnegie-2017, 1683 nucleotides. Its product is annotated as CAP-Gly domain-containing linker protein 1-like. The record is from RefSeq and is a predicted model, not a curated record. The coding region runs from base 1 to 1683 and encodes 560 amino acids. NCBI's taxonomy places the organism in Eukaryota, Metazoa, Cnidaria, Anthozoa, Malacalcyonacea, Xeniidae. The transcript is spliced from 5 exons.